AUGGAGUUGUGCGGUCCCAGUAUGAGGGACAGUGGAGGCCCUCUCUGCCCGGUGGAGCAGCUGCCCUGCCACAGCGUGUCCCUUUGUCACCUGCAGUCCAACAGGCACCAGCUCCACAGCCUCCACACUCUUACCCAGCAGCCGUGGGUCAACCUAUCCCCGCCGGCUGUGGCCUCAACCCCGGCUGCUGCCAUCCGACACAAGGUUGAUGGAGCAGUGGGGGCCAAGUGCAGCAGCCCGGAGUGUGCAGUCUCCAGGCUCGGAGAGGGGGCAUCAGUGGCCCGUAGUGGCUCAGGGAAGAUGCUGGUGACUGGAGGAGGGGGCUACUUUGGCUUCAAGCUGGGUAGAGCGCUGGCCAGCCAGGGAUUGUCAGUGAUCCUGCUGGACCUGCACAAGCCAACCUGGGACACCCCGGAUGGAGCAGCCUUCUAUCAGUGUGACAUCCGGGACUAUUCUUCUCUCUAUAAAGUGUGUGAUGGGGUUGAGUGUAUAUUCCACACAGCCUCCUAUGGCAUGUCUGGGCCAGAACAGCUGAGGAAAGAGCAGGUGGAGUCGGUCAAUGUGGGAGGGACCAACAACGUCAUAAAGGUGUGUAAGGAGAGGGGCAUCCCUAAACUGGUGUACACCAGCACCAUCAAUGUGGUGUUUGCUGGAAAACCAAUAGAGGACGGUGAUGAGGACUCAGUGCCGUGUGUUUCCCUGGAUAUGCACAUAGACCACUACUCCAGAACCAAAGCCAUCGCAGAGCAGAUGGUCCUCUCGGCCAACGGAUGCUCAGCCAAAGGCGGUGUCCUGCUGCGGACGUGCGUCCUGCGUCCUGGUGGGAUCUACGGUCCAGACGAGAGGAGACACCUCCACCGAGUGAUGGUGAAUGUGGAGCGUCGGCUGUUCAGUUUCAGCUUUGGUGACCCCGAGGCCAGGAUGAACUGGGUUCAUGUGGACAACCUGGUGCUGGCCCACACCCUGGCAGCUGAGGCGCUCACAUCGAAGAGGCACUGUGUCGCCAGUGGGCAGGCCUAUUUCAUUAAUGAUGGCGAGUCAGUGAAUCUGUUUGAGUGGUUAACACCGCUGUUUGAAAACCUGGGUUAUAGCAGACCGCUGAUGCACCUGCCGGUGUCGCUGGUCUACAUGGCAGCCAUCCUGAUGGAAUAUUUACACGUGGCUCUGAGACCCAUCAUAGAAAUCCCUCUCCUCUUCACCAGAAAUGAGGUAAGGAACAUAGCAGUAAACCACACCUUCAAGAUUGACAAGGCCCGUCGAGAUUUGGGUUUCAGUCCAAAGCACUACAGCCUGAGGGACUGUAUCGAACAGUACCUCAAGUCCAGACCUCGCUGCUCCAGCUCACCUCUCCUCCGCCUGCCCCGAGCCUGUCCACUGCCCCGACACCUCGCCCUGCUGCUGCUGAUGGGCUUCAGCCUGGUGCUACUGCUGCUCUGCUCCUGUCUCUGCCAGGAUUAG
Molecule: messenger RNA, 1458 nt
Organism: Myripristis murdjan (pinecone soldierfish)
Lineage: Eukaryota; Metazoa; Chordata; Actinopteri; Holocentriformes; Holocentridae
Gene: sdr42e2
Product: short chain dehydrogenase/reductase family 42E, member 2
Exons: 11
Coding region: 1-1458 (485 amino acids)
Biological process (GO): steroid biosynthetic process
Molecular function (GO): oxidoreductase activity, acting on the CH-OH group of donors, NAD or NADP as acceptor
Source: RefSeq, a predicted model, not a curated record